Messenger RNA from Populus euphratica (Euphrates poplar), 901 nucleotides. RefSeq names its product extra-large guanine nucleotide-binding protein 3-like. The record is from RefSeq and is a predicted model, not a curated record. NCBI's taxonomy places the organism in Eukaryota, Viridiplantae, Streptophyta, Magnoliopsida, Malpighiales, Salicaceae. The transcript has 3 exons. The annotation marks the transcript as partial.
AAUUCCAAAGUUGAUAUUCCGAGCAGCUUAAUUAAUGUCCGGCCUAGCUAGAUGUUAGCCAUUUAUGAAUAAAAUCAUCGACAUUUCCUAUGAAACUUAAUGAACUCAUUCCACCUCUAUUUCAACCAAUUUCCACAACUCUCACAAUUUCCCUCCGAGGAAAAAAAAAAGCUUGAUAAGCUAAAAAAUGGGAGACUUGAAAACGUUGGCAAAGGCAAGAAUGGAGCUUGAAGAAUUGUAUUCAGGAAUCCCAGAUGAUUCAGUCAAUCUCACUUUUCAAGACCUAGCAAUACAUGUGAAACAAAGCAAAAAUAGUACACCAGAGAAGAUAAAUGCCACCACCAAUAAAGAACCAAUUCAAGAAGCCAAAACCCCUAAACAAGUUUCUCCUCUAACCAAGUUGCCUAGCCUUGAUUUCAACAGAGGUUUACAGGCUUCCGAAAAUCAUCAACAACCUCGUCAUCUUGCUGAAGGGCACCCACUUGGUAAAUCUCAUAAACAUAACCUGCAGCAUGAUGAUACUCAUAGUCCGUGUGGCAAUAUUGGAUCAGAUCAUCAUGAUCAAAGCAAUGAUGUUCGUGCAAAUAUAGGUAGAAAAGGUCCUUCAAAAUCAAGGUUUGCACCGGAGAGAAGCAGGGAAUUUGAUGAUGUGAGUGUUAUGAGCAUGAAUUCUAUGUACCAAGAAAGAAGUGGAAGACCUCGUCGCCCUGGAAUCCCUCACUCCAAUAUUUGCACCAUUUGCUCUACUUACAUCUAUAUUUUUCGGCAUCGUUGCUUGGUUUGUGGAAGAGUCUAUUGCCGAAAUUGUGUAAGCAUAGGAAUGGGAGAGAUGACAGAAGGAAGAAAGUGCAUCGACUGUUUAGGGAGAAGGUUCAGUCAAAGAUACAUUAGUAGAGCAGGA